AGUGCAGUGUAAGUCCGGACGCCGACACCGAUGAGGAUUUACUCUUAUCAGGUCAAAUAGUGCCAAUGUUCUUUAAUGGCGCUUUACUUUGAAUUCGAGUAGGUACUAAUUGCAGCUCAGUUAUUUAUGUCCAGUUAUAUUUCCCGAGGUUGUCAUCAUUGGUUGGCUAACUUGCAGAGCUAGCUAGCGGUUAGCAGUUAACAGUGACUCAGCUAGCUGGCUGGCUAUCGUAAAGCCUAGCUGGCGUUUGAUCACACACAUAAAUGGUCACCACAUCACGGUGAAACAUUCGUAAUUACAGCGAGUAAACACAUAGACAAUCAAGAUGACAGAUGCUGAAUCUUCUCUCGAAUUUAGUACGUCCCUGACGAGCUCUUUGCUGCCGCCUCCCCGAACUCGGAUCUUCAAGAUCAUUGUAAUUGGAGACUCCGGGGUCGGUAAGACCUGUCUUACGUACCGGUUCUGUGCAGGCAAAUUCCCAGACAAAACCGAGGCCACGAUCGGGGUUGAUUUUCGGGAAAAGGUAAUUGAAAUCGAUGGAGAGAAAAUUAAGGUGCAGCUUUGGGACACUGCGGGUCAGGAGCGCUUCCGUAAGAGCAUGGUGCAACAUUACUACCGCAACGUGCAUGCCGUCGUGUUCGUCUAUGAUGUUACCAGUGCUGCCAGUUUCCGUAGUCUUCCGGCGUGGAUCGAGGAAUGCCGGCAGCACGCCCUGGGCCAGGAAGUGCCCCGGAUCCUUGUGGGCAACAAAUGUGACCUGCGCCAUGCUGCCCAGGUGAGCACAGAGCUGGCGCAGCAGUUCGCCGAUGCCCAUUCCAUGCCCCUGUUUGAGACGUCGGCCAAGAAUCCGCAUGGGGCUGAGGAUGGCAGUCACAACCACAGCGACCAUGUGGAGGCCAUCUUCAUGACAGUGGCACACAAGCUGAAGUCACAGAAGCCGCUGGUGCUGAGCCAGCCAGCCGUGGGCAACACAGUCACUCUGAGGAGGCAGGAUGAGGGGGAGGAACCACGUGCCAACUGGGGCUGCAACUGCUGGAGGAGUUAGCAAGAAGCAGGGCUAAAUCUCUGUGCAUUUACUAUACAACUGAAGGGUGAGGGGUCCCUGCUUUAAAGUCAGGAGUCAACCAGGAGGGAAUUGGAGGAAAGGAGGUGGACUCAGACACUCCUUGGUCUUUUUUUUUUUUUUUUACGGCAAAGACGUCAACAGUGGUUGUAAACUGGAUGAAUCGGUUAGGCUGAGGGAUUAGAUUUAACAGAAUGUUUUAUGGAAGCAGGUAAACUGCUUUCUUGGCAUUAUAGCGAUACUUUACUAUGUACACACAACAAUCUUUACUUGAAGUUAAGCCUGCAGGGAUUCUCUGCUCUGUUUGCGUUGGAAAUGAUUAAAAUUCUUUAGAAUUAAAAGCAUACCGCACUUAGGACGUGUUGAGGACAUAUUCCAUCAAGGCAGUGUCACUUGACAGACAGUUGCUUACAAUGUUGACAUCAAACUUUCUAGCUUUGAGUUAUGCUCAAGGCAUGUCACAUUACACCACUGGAUCAUCUAGACUCUGGACUCCUUUUUUUUAAACAUUCAUUGAGCAUUGAACAUUGGCUGGUUAUGAAGGGAAAUUCAGGAGCUGGGUUCCAGGGAGCGCACUAAUCUUCUCUUGUUGGAACAGCGUAAGUCGCUGUUGCAAACUUGGAAGUCUUUUUCUUUCCUUUGUCUUUUACUACAACUGUCACUAUGAAACUCCACUGGUCAGUAAAAGUUGAAAUGAGCUCACCAAGUCCUUAGCACAGUCCUUAGUGUUUUAAGCUAUGACGUGUGUAGGUUAGACUGCUCAUUAAGGAAGGUGUGGAAGAAAACCUCACUGUCAACACAUGUUCCUAUAACCAGUGUUAAGCUUUGUAUGUCAUACUCAAUAGUAACAUUACGUGGCCUUGUGCUUUUCCAAAGACCCUAACAAAAAAAAUUAGGAAUGGUUGCUUAUAAUGUGCAGCACAGUUCCAAAUAGAACAAGCAUUUCAUAUAAUGCACUGCAUUUACUCUGUGCAUGGCCCUAUUAUAUCACUAGAGCAGCAGUAUGAAGCUUCGGUCUUUCUCCCAGCCAGUAACCCAUUACUAGAUAAAUAGAUGUGCAUGGCUUUGGGGCAGCUAAAAUGGCUAAGGUCUUAGAAAUAUGUACCCUCCGUGUGAGCGUGUUACCACAGCAGGCCCUGUGGUGGGCAUGUUCAAGCAUCCCUGCACGGUGGUGUGUGGUUUUGUUUAUUGUUUUGGGGAGAUUGUUCAUCUAAAAGAGCUUGCAGAAUGCUACAGGAGCUCAUGACUUAUAGAACAGUUCCAUCUCUAAUGUCAUCAUUCAGCAUCCCUGUUUGUUUUGCAAAGAAGAAUAGUGGGUCUGAGGUUGUGGUGGUCUUUAUAGAGUCAGAGUAUUUCAAAGCUAGCUACUAUGUACUUGUAAUAUCACAGAUCAUCAUAGGAUUCUAGAGUGUCACCUAUUUUGCAGUUAAGAUGUAUUUUUUGGAUGCUGGAUUGGUUGGCUGGUGAACAUUUUGCUUUUUUUUGUUUGCUUUACGAAAGUAGUAGUAGUCCAUGUUCUUUUCAUUUGAAGUCAGCAUGUACAUUGCUGUGAAAUAGACCAGGCCCUGUCCAAAAACCAAGAUGUAUGCAGUGGGUUUAACUUUAUGCCAAAAUAUGUUGAUUUAAAGCACACUGGGUCAGCCAAGCAUUGUCUACACACAUCACUUUCAGUGCCCAUGAACGAGUCAUGCACUUCAGACUUCCUACGCCACAUGGACUACAUCAGGACAUCUUUUAGUCACUGACAGGACAAAAUGGAGCCAAAUCAGAUCUUGGUUAAUUGGUGUUUGACACACAGUAUCUGCCUGUUUCAAUGGGCUUGGAAAUAAAGCGUCCAAUACA
Molecule: messenger RNA, 2905 nt
Organism: Electrophorus electricus (electric eel)
Lineage: Eukaryota; Metazoa; Chordata; Actinopteri; Gymnotiformes; Gymnotidae
Gene: rab33ba
Product: RAB33B, member RAS oncogene family a
Biological process (GO): Rab protein signal transduction
Molecular function (GO): GTPase activity; GTP binding
Source: RefSeq, a predicted model, not a curated record